GAAUUGGACAGGGUAAAAAAAGUCCAACAAGAGAUUGCUUCUCGUAAAGAAGCAACGCAGGGAGAAAUGGAAAUGUACAAAGACCUGUAUCUGGAGGAAGUGAAAACUAGAAGAUGCCUAGACAAGAAACUGGAAAGGUUGGAAAAGCUUCUGAGGGUAGAUAGGAGGAAACUCAAGGCUAAUGAAGAGAAAGAAAGCCAGUCCCAGCUGGAAGAAAUGAAGAAGAGAUAUUCUGAAAAGGUCAAGGAAGUGGAUAGAUUACGAACAGAGGUUGCUGAACUUUCCCAGCAGCUGGACAGGGAAAGUAAAAAGUGCUCGCAGCUGGAAGCCAAAAAUCAGGCUUUGCAAGAAGAGCUGUCUACCCUGCGUGGGAAGUGCGAAAAACUGGAGAUGGACAAAUGCCAGCUGCAAGAAGAGCUGGCAAAAGUCCAGCACCAUUUGGAGACUAACAUGGUGGAUCGCACCCAACUAGAACAGUGUAAAAGAGAGGUGGAAAAACAAGCAGACCACGAAAUAAGACAAAAACUCCAAGAAGUCAAUGAGUUUUUGCAAGCACAGGCAACCUACCAGGACAGAUUAGAAGAAAUCAGAACCAGUCAUUUAGACUCACUGAAAAAACAGUUAGAAGACAGAAUUAGAGAUCUUGAACGUGCACAGCGAAGGAUAAAAAGCAACCAACCAGAAAGACCUUUUCAAAAAGAAUCCACCCAGGCAGAAGUGGAAAAGUACAAAGAGCUCUAUCUGGUGGAAGCAAAAACCAGAAAAAGCCUCGCCAAGAAACUGGAAAGGUAAGUCCAUGCUUUUCUG
This is a messenger RNA of Corapipo altera (White-ruffed manakin), 807 nucleotides long. RefSeq names its product ankyrin repeat domain-containing protein 26-like. The coding region runs from base 67 to 792 and encodes 241 amino acids. Lineage: Eukaryota; Metazoa; Chordata; Aves; Passeriformes; Pipridae. The transcript has 4 exons. The record is from RefSeq and is a predicted model, not a curated record.